AUGAUGUCGCGCCGCCUUUAUUCCGCAAAGCGAACUCUUGACUUCCCAACCGUCGACAAUCAGUUUGUCUGUUAUCUUCGCUCGUUACUUCGGUCUACAGGACCGUUGCCCAUCUCGAAGAUGGCGAGUAUGAUCGGGGAUGAGCACCUUGAGCGUCUUGGCAGGGAGGGCGGCGGGCUCGCUCAGUUCAUUCGACGGCACCCCGAGGCGUUUUGCGAGGUGCAGCUGCCCGGUUGUGUGCACGUAGCCAUGGCCAGUGAGGCAUGCUUGCCGUUCCGUACACCCGAUCAGAAGACUCUCGGCCUCCGCGUUAUUGGACUGCUAGCCAUUGCACAGCACAUGAGUGGCACCCAUGUGGCCACCUCACUCGGCUUCGUCACGUCGACGCCGACAAUAAACGACCUCUGCAAAGCGCUGCGGUGUUGGGCGCUUGUCACCCCCAUGCAGCUCACGAGGUUCUUGCGCCAGCACGAAGAGGUGUUUUGGUGUCAUCCAAUUGCACAGCACGUGCGGCUGCGGUGUGUGAAGCCGCUCUCGACGCCGCCAUCGCCACCACAGCAGGUGGGGCCAGACCGCGCUUCGUCGAGUAUGAAGAACAGCCGGCUUCAGCUGUGGCUCAGCACGGUGGUGCCAUCGCAGUACCACGUGCCGCUAUCCUACCUAAUGGACUCAGUUGUCAUGACCAACAUGUCGGUGAACUUAUUCGAUUGCGAAGCGCCAUCGCUGCGGGAUUUUCGAGUCGCCUUCCAGCAGUUGCCACCACAGUUCGUCGACGUGCGUGCCUUCGGCGACUCACCGAUGGCCGUCUUUGUCCGGCUGCUGCGUCCAGAGCCGCUGCUGCUGCAGGUCGGAGUGCCAUCGUACACGUUCGAUACCCCAGCACCCGAGAUCGCCGCUAGUCGCUAUGACCCCACGCUAUUGGGCCGGAAACUUACCGAGGCCUUGCAGCAAGGAGCAGCCGAAGAUCGCCUGAAGCACCUAAGGCUGGUUAAGGGUCUCCAUCUGGCGCACUUGCGCGACUUUGUGCCAGCGCACCUGGUACGCGAAAUUGAGGUGUUCUACGGCCUCGUCGAGGGGGGAGAUCUUCGGGUUAGCGUCCUUCUCCUCGACCGACUACGACACUUGUGGGAGGUGCAGCUGGAGUCCUCCCAAGUACGGCCAUGGGCCUUCUUGCCGUCAUCGGAUCAGCCCUCUUCGCUGACAUUAGAGACGUCACCGGUGCCGCGGGUGAUGGUGCGCUUGCAGCGGAUUUUAGCAGACAAAGGCGCUCAGCUUCCCGCCGACCUCUACGCGGAGCUUCCCGGCGACUUGCAGGCAGCACUGCUCCGCGUCUAUGGAGCGUUCAAGGAGGCGGGUGAGUCGUGGAAUGCAGCGGUUCCGUCUGCGCCGCUACAGUCGCCCGAUCCGGCGACUGUCGUUGAUGCGAUUUCCUCCUUUGUUCACACCCACUCGCUCUUUUUCAUCAAGCAGGGCGAUGUCAUCCUCACUCCUCGCCUCGCCGCCGAGGAGCAACGAAGGCCGAUGCGGUCUGAUGGGGCUCGCUUGGAGGGGAGGGGUCCUGAGGAGAGCCCCUACAUUGGGAAACCGCUCGGCCCCACAUCGGUUUCUCGACGGUUGGCGAAACGGGAGGGAGAAAUGUCCGAGGACGAACUGGCGCGGUUUCUCCACGACGCCAUCCCCGCUGGGCAGCCUGUAAUAGUCGACGCUCUGCGCACCACCCUGCAAAACGAGCGUUUUCGACGUGGCCUGACGUCUGAGCAGGCGCGCCGCUUUGUCCGCCGCGAGUUCUUCGAGCGGCACAAGGGGUACUUUAAGCUGCACGAGUACUUUGCCUAUGACAAGCUGGUUGUUGGCCGCGCAAAGGAUCCACCGCCACCGCCGCACGUGUUGCAGCCACGAAUAACUAGGAUUGAGCAGGUUAUUAAGUUUAUGGCCCUCUUGUCGUCGCAGUCGGCAACCGACGGUGCGCUGACCCGUGCACUGCCGCGUGAAGGCCGCAUGUUAGUCAAGGCUGUUGGGAGUGUCACCGAUAUUGCUGAGCAGCUGCCAAUGUGGUUCCUCGCACAGCGAGACAAGAACAACUGCUCUUCCUCCCUCAUUCGCUACAUUGGGCCUCUAGCGGAAUGCGAGGCGCGAUCGGCAUGGGCGCUGAAGCCUCCCCCAGCCGGUGUGCUGACGCGCAAGGUACCCAAUGACCCAUUUGCCGAUAUUGGGUCGGAGGAAGUGGAUGGCAAGCCUUCUGGGUGGAAUAGGGAGUGGGACGAGGACGAGCACGACGGAGGGGAGAGCCAGGAGGCAAGCGUGUCUCCAAUGCCGCGAGCAUCGACGCGAUAG
Molecule: messenger RNA, 2334 nt
Organism: Leishmania braziliensis MHOM/BR/75/M2904
Lineage: Eukaryota; Euglenozoa; Kinetoplastea; Trypanosomatida; Trypanosomatidae
Exons: 1
Coding region: 1-2334 (777 amino acids)
Source: RefSeq, a predicted model, not a curated record